ACAUCAUGGCUCCUUCUACACCAACAGCAAAAGUGAGUCCUCACCCAGAGGACCCUGCACCCUCUUUGCCCGGGGAGCAUUCGGAUGCGGAGUGCCCCAUCUGCUACCAGGAGUACAACCUGUACCACAAAUGCCCUCGUAUGCUGGAAUGUCUGCACAUCUUUUGCACUGAGUGUCUGCACAGAAUCCAGCUGUGCUCCCUUGUGCCCGGGGACCCUCACUGCCCACCCGCCAUCCCCUGUCCGCUCUGUCGUCACCUCACCCCCCUCGAGAGCGGAGAUGCCCACUCUCUCCCCUGUAACUCCCGCAUACUUGCCCGCCUGCCCCAUAUACCCUUUAGACUGCCUGGUACCAUAGCCACACGUUUAGCCACAGUGACCCAGAGAGUGGUGUUGUCUCUAGAAGGGGAGGACUGUGAUGCCCGCUACAUCAUCCUACCCACUGUGAGCCUCAGGGUGCAGCAGAUGCACCCAGACAGGCCAUAUGGGAGAGCCCCUGGUCUGAUGGGGGAGGAGGAGGCCAUGCAGCAGAGCAGGAGGACUCUGCUCUGGGUGCAGGUGCUGGCUGUGCUCUUUUGGGUCCUGUUUGUGAUCAUCUGUGUGAUUGGAGUGGUGUUUGGCCCACAUUUCUUCAACAGAAAACUUUAGCAUUGUCACAGCUGGGAGCUUGUAUAUUGGCAAUCAUAAAAAGAGAUAGCAGCUCCCUCUAGCGGAUAAAUUUGUAAUAAAAGUUUUUUCUCAUAAA
Molecule: messenger RNA, 744 nt
Organism: Periophthalmus magnuspinnatus
Lineage: Eukaryota; Metazoa; Chordata; Actinopteri; Gobiiformes; Gobiidae
Product: RING finger domain-containing protein
Exons: 1
Coding region: 6-647 (213 amino acids)
Biological process (GO): protein ubiquitination
Molecular function (GO): ubiquitin protein ligase activity
Source: RefSeq, a predicted model, not a curated record